AUGGAUGCGCUCGUCUUUGUAGAAUGGGGAAAUAGACUAACCACCGUAGCUGCCGUAUGCUUUACAUUGUUUUUUUGUGUCACAAUUGAAAAAUGCAAACAAUUCCAUCCAAAUUUGAGGCUUUAUUUGGUAAGAAAUUUUCUGACUUUUUUCCAUAAUGUUUGAAAGUUUUUUUGUCACCAAAGAUUUUAUUUUUAUGCUUAUUCUUCUUUCCAGAAAUUUGUCGUUAUUCCCCUGACCUUCGUUGGAAUAUGCCGUCUGUUGGAUGACGUCAACGAGUACAUUUUAAAACUCAACACUAAUCACAUUUAUUGCCGCCUGCUCAGUUAUUCGCAAGCAUUUUUUGUCGGAAUCAGUGUGGUGAUGGUUGCAGCGAUCUUGACAGAACGAUGGGUCGCGACGUACGAUCGAAAAUAUUACGAACAUCGGGGAACGAGGAAGGCAAAGACAUAUGCGGUUGGGAUCUUUGCCCACGGGGUCGCUUACUCGUUUCUGGUGCAUUAUUUUGGAACUAGAUUCAAAGGUGGGUUCAAAAUGAGACAAAGUUUGCUGAAGGCUUAGUAGGCUGAAAUAUCAAGUCAUUGAGGAUACGCUGUUGGAAAAGGAAGACAAUUGAUUAAACCAAUAUCUUUGUUGGGGCAUUCAGUAGAGUCAUUGAAGCCAAGUCAUGACGGGAAUUAUUUUUUUUUUUCUUUUUUUGUGGGCGUACGUUACACUUCAAUAAAAAUUAUCAAUGACCUUAAAGAAGUACCUCAAUCUCAGUAGACGGUAAAUUUUAAUAACUUCUUGAACAUAUUUUCGGAGCCUUAUUUACGCCCGUGAGACUUACUAGCUGAACAACAAUGUUUUUUUAUAUAGGAUUAACACUUGUUUUACAACUAUAAUCUGAUUAUAAAUAUUAUACAACCACUUGCUUGUUACAAAAUUCGGUUGUUCCAAGUGUCUUUGCCUUCAAGACGUUUGAAUUUACACUCAUCUAAUUUCUCCCUAUUUCAGCGACAUUUCCCAAUCGCUGCUGUGUUGUUGACCGAUAUCCGGUGAUCGAUGGGAUCGGCUUAUUUGCUUGUGGAACGGUCACAAUGUGCCUGACGCCAGUCAUGAUCUACCUCUACUAUUACAACAAGCGCCUUAUGAAUAACCGUGUCAUGAUGGAGUCUCUAAGUGCCCGCUUUCAGUUGGCCGAGAACAUCAUGAUUUUGCGGUGUUUUAUUCCAGUCUUCAUAGUUGGGUUUCUAAUCAUCGGGAGCCUUGGGUUCUGGACGUCGGAGAUGUCGGCGUUUUUGUCGGUGGUGGCGCCAGACUAUGUGAUUACAAUGAAGGUUUGCAUUCGAGUAAGCUUUUGAAUUACAUGACCAUUUUUUGACAUGAUUUCCUUAUUCCUAACAUCUCGGCUGCCUUUGUAAAGCCUCAGCUAAACUUUUUCUACACUUACCUUGUCUAUUUCCUCACUUUUUCUUUUCAGAUCUCCCGUGCCUGUGCUGACUCGUUGUGUAUCGCGAUUGUCGUUAUCUUCUGCCAAGUCCAUCCAGCUCUUCGCAGUCGAAUGAGAAAUUAUUACAACCGAAUACGACCCAAUCAAUGCUCCCAGGAAACGGCAUUCAUCGUGCUGCGCAGCUCAAAGGUUACGGACUACCAAAAAGAGACCGAAGACUAUUUCCAGCAGCUGGAAAGUCAAUGGAAUAAGUUGCAAAAACGCUAA
Molecule: messenger RNA, 1699 nt
Organism: Bursaphelenchus xylophilus (pine wood nematode)
Lineage: Eukaryota; Metazoa; Nematoda; Chromadorea; Rhabditida; Aphelenchoididae
Source: the annotation of a GenBank genome assembly